Chrysochloris asiatica (Cape golden mole) is the source of this 1544-nucleotide messenger RNA. RefSeq names its product autophagy related 3 (gene ATG3). Gene Ontology annotation, biological process: autophagy of mitochondrion; nucleophagy; autophagosome assembly. The transcript has 12 exons. Gene Ontology annotation, molecular function: Atg8-family ligase activity. Gene Ontology annotation, cellular component: cytosol; cytoplasmic ubiquitin ligase complex. Lineage: Eukaryota; Metazoa; Chordata; Mammalia; Afrosoricida; Chrysochloridae. The record is from RefSeq and is a predicted model, not a curated record. Bases 421 to 1362 code for a protein of 313 amino acids.
GUCAUGUGAGGCCCAGGUGGCGGUGGAGCUACGGCGAGAGAGUGAGCUAGAGAAUGGAAAGCCGGAAGGAGCACGAGUGAAGCAAAAGCGGGGAGAAGACAGCUCUCGAGCGGGCAAGGGGUACGCGUGCGCCCGCUUCUCCCGCCAGCUCUCCCUUGCUGGCAGGUGACAGCUGGGCCCGGUCCGCAGUGCACUGCCUUGUGCGCGAAGAGUGAGCGUCUUGCAUUCGCUUGCGGCUUCGGCCGCCCCUCCCCCUCGUCCGGUCCGUCCCGUCGCGUCGCGUCCCUCGAGUGACUGCGACUAGGUGCCGAUUCCAGGCGGUAGCCGCGGAGACAUAUUCUCACCAUCCGGUCUGUGUCCCGGAUACCCCGGCUGCUUUCCCCACCCCUUCGCGGGGCCGGCCGCUACUCCGGCCCCAGGAUGCAGAAUGUGAUUAAUACGGUGAAGGGAAAGGCACUGGAAGUGGCUGAGUACCUGACCCCCGUCCUCAAGGAAUCAAAGUUUAAGGAAACAGGUGUUAUCACCCCAGAGGAGUUUGUGGCAGCUGGAGAUCACUUAGUCCAUCACUGUCCAACAUGGCAAUGGGCUACAGGGGAAGAAUUGAAAGUGAAGGCAUACCUACCAACAGGCAAACAAUUUUUGGUAACCAAAAAUGUGCCAUGUUACAAGCGGUGCAAGCAGAUGGAAUAUUCAGAUGAAUUGGAAGCUAUUAUUGAAGAAGAUGAUGGUGAUGGGGGAUGGGUAGAUACAUAUCACAACACAGGUGUUGCAGGAGUAACUGAAGCAGUUAAGGAGAUUACACUGGAAAGCAAGGACAGUAUAAAACUCCAAGAUUGUUCAGCAUCAUGUGAGGAAGAAGAGGAAGACGAAGGCGAAGCUGCAGAUAUGGAAGAAUAUGAAGAGAGUGGAUUAUUGGAAACAGAUGAGGCUACCCUAGACACAAGGAAAAUAGUAGAAGCUUGUAAAGCUAAAGCUGAUGUUGGAAGUGAAGAUGCUAUUUUGCAAACCAGAACCUAUGACCUUUACAUCACUUAUGAUAAAUAUUACCAAACACCGCGGUUAUGGUUGUUUGGCUAUGAUGAGCAAAGACAACCUUUAACAGUUGAUCACAUGUAUGAAGACAUCAGUCAAGAUCAUGUGAAGAAAACAGUGACCAUUGAAAAUCACCCUCAUCUCCCACCACCUCCUAUGUGUUCAGUUCACCCGUGCAGACAUGCUGAAGUGAUGAAGAAAAUUAUUGAAACUGUCGCAGAAGGAGGGGGAGAACUUGGUGUUCAUAUGUAUCUUCUAAUUUUCUUGAAAUUUGUACAAGCUGUCAUUCCAACGAUAGAAUAUGACUAUACAAGACACUUCACAAUGUAAUGAAGAUCACAGAAUCUCUCCUAAUUAUUGGUUCUAAUUUUUAAAAAAUUAACCUAUAGAUGCAACCAUUUAUCAUCAGUAUAUACACUUUCUCUAAUAAAGGGACUUAUACGUUUAUGCAUUAAAUAAAAAAGUGUUCCACUACCAGCCUUAUUUGUUUAAUAAAAAUGAGUGUAAAGAGA